AUGCAACCGUUGAUUGCUAAUAAACUAAGCCUAAAUGUUGCAAAGACUGAAUUUAUGUUGAUUGGCUCUAAACCAAUUAUCAAAAGUAUAGCAAAUCAGCAACCAAACAUUGCAAUAGAAAACAAAACAAUAAAACAAGUUUGGGAUUCUAAGUCUCUUGGUGUGACCCUCGAUCAGCACUUGUCGUGGAAGAAAAAUACUGACAAUAUUUGUAAGAAGAUUGCCUCAGGGAUAUCAGCUCUUCGUCGGGCUAAAGACUAUGUCCAUAAAGACACUCUUCUUUCCAUUUACAACGCUCUUAUACAUCCUUACUUUACUUACUGCUGUGAAGUUUGGGACGUGUUCAGCGAAACUCAAUCCAAACGCUUACAAAAACUUCAAAAUCGAGCUGCGAGAAUCAUCGCAAACAUGAGUAAUAUUGUUGAUCACGAAAUUGCUUUGAGAUCUUUAGAGUGGAAGCCUCUUGAUAUUGAAAGGCAAAAAAGUAAAGCAAAGCUCAUGUUUAAAUUGCUUAACAACAUGGGUCCAAAAUCACUACCUUAUUUAGUUUCAAGAGCGAAUCAACUGAUUACCAACUUCGUGGUUUUAAAAAAAACACUAUGCUUACCUCAGCCAAGAAGCAAUAGCAUGAAAAAAAGCCUAGCAUUUAAUGGGCCACAAGUCUGGAACUCAUUGCCAAAUGAACUUAAAGAAAUUAGUUCUCUAGCGACCUUUCAAAGAAAAAUCGCUUCCCACUUUCCCAAAACAAAUUAUGUACUCAACUAA
Molecule: messenger RNA, 765 nt
Organism: Xenia sp. Carnegie-2017
Lineage: Eukaryota; Metazoa; Cnidaria; Anthozoa; Malacalcyonacea; Xeniidae
Exons: 1
Coding region: 1-765 (254 amino acids)
Source: RefSeq, a predicted model, not a curated record